Dicrocoelium dendriticum is the source of this 990-nucleotide messenger RNA. The record is from the annotation of a GenBank genome assembly. Lineage: Eukaryota; Metazoa; Platyhelminthes; Trematoda; Plagiorchiida; Dicrocoeliidae.
AUGAGCUGUCCGGACGAGCCCAUCGGAGAGCAGGAUAAUCUUCCUCCACCGAAUGAAUAUAUUCACUGGAUCGUAUCCAAUUUGCCCUCUGCGGCGAACACAGAACGCGUGUUGGGUGACGAGAUUGUCCCUUACCUCCCUCCAUUACCUUAUGUUGGGACUGGAUAUCAUCGGUACGUGUUCGUACUUUACCAACAGAACAAUGGCACCGUGAAUUUAAACGACAUGAAACCUGAAUUGCCGUACGGGGAAUUACGCGUUCAGCGCCAAUUCAACACCCUGGAGUUUUAUCGUCGCUUCGAGUCCGAAUUGACUCCCGCUGGUCUGGCGUUCUUCCAAUCGUCUUGGGAUGAUAGUGUGCGUUCAUACUAUCGGAAAAUACUUCAUGCACCUGAACCUAUUUUCGAGCUCGAAUGGCCUGACCCUGCCAUUCCACCGCAGGAACGUUAUCCUGUGGCAGACACUUGGAACAAACCGAGGCGUCAUCCUCAUGGUUUACCGCUUGUUCGUGAACGUUUCGGUGCGCACAACGAUGUGUCGUUUGAUGUCUACUUGGAUCGGUAUCGGGAUCGGAAAGAGUUGUCUGAAGAAUUGGUUCGCGAGCGACUUAAGACCGAGGGAAAUCCGUUGGAUCCUGACGAACCUAGUCGCACUCGAGUGAAGUAUCCUUCCGCCGUCCCGAUUCCCCGAGGCAGUCCAAGCUGGUGGGUGAAGCAAGAGCAAAAGCGCCGCUUGCGCUUGGGCCGUUGGCGAUAUCUAGAAGGUCAUGAUGGUUAACCUCCGUAACAGUCUCCGUUUCCUUCUCCGAACGACAAUCUGUUCGUCGUUGUGUACCAAUAUCCUCCCAGCUUUUUAUUUUCAAAUCUAUGUACCCCAGUGUUCUUUUUUCAUUUAAAUCGAGUACCGUUAUUUGGGCACAUGUUACUCUAACGAAAAGCUACUCACUUCACUGUAUUUUACGUGUGGUUUAUGUAUAUUUCUAGUUUAAAA